GCACUUCACCGCCACACAUCACUUCCACUCACCAUGCGCCCUGCUCUUCUCCUUGCCAUUUUCGGGGGCUUGGCACUUGCCGCUCCCCUCGCCGUCUCGCCAGACGGGUCUCAUCUCGUCGCUCGUUCAGAGAACGCCGUGGCUGCUCGCGACGCCGAACCAGAGGUCACGGCCGUCGAGGACCGCCAGCUGUCUCCAGGAGGUCUCGGAAACAUCGACUGGAACGGUCUCAUCGACCAAGUCAAGACGACGCUUGAUGACACCACCUCCCUCACCACCGCGCAGAUCAAGACCAUUGUCGGUAUCAUCACCGGCAUUUCCCAGGGCAAGCCUCUGGACGGCAGCGUCAUCGGAAAGCUCCUCACCAUUCCCGCGUCCUUGCUAGUCAAGCUCCCGCAGAUUCUGGCGCCCAUCCUUGUGCCUGCCACCAUGGGUCUUCCCGGCGUCAACCAAGCCGUGUACAUGCUUCUCGUGCUCCUCCAGACCCUCGGAGGCGGCGUGGGACUCCUCGGUGGCCUGACAGGCGGUCUGGGCGGUCUCCUCGGGCGUGCAGUGCCGGGCGUCAACAUCGACCAAGUGCUCGCCAAGGUAUCCAGUGCCCUCAAGAACACGGGUCUAAGCGAGGGCCAGUCAGACAUUGUAGGCGGUAUUGUCCGCGGCCUUCUCGAGGGCACCCCUCUCGGCAGUGGCGCUUUCGGCCAGCUCCAGAGCAUCCCAACACAGGCCCUGUCGAAAGUGAUCGGUGCCCUCAACACCGUUAUCUGGCAGAUUCCUGCCAUCGGUCCGCUUCUCGCCCCCCUCCUCGCCCUGCUCCAGCUUGUUAUCCUUUCCGGCGGUAACGGAGGCCUUCUUGGGGGCCUCCUCGGUGUGGUCAACAACGCAAGCGGGGGCGUUCCGGGCGGAAAGAAUGGCGCAAUUGGUGGCCUCCUCGGAGGGAUCCUGUGAGCGCUCAGCUCAUCAUCUGCACGGCGAAUGUUCUUGAAUUUCUACCCCUG
This is a messenger RNA of Cutaneotrichosporon oleaginosum, 995 nucleotides long. RefSeq lists its product as uncharacterized. NCBI's taxonomy places the organism in Eukaryota, Fungi, Basidiomycota, Tremellomycetes, Trichosporonales, Trichosporonaceae. The record is from RefSeq and is a predicted model, not a curated record.